Molecule: messenger RNA, 252 nt
Organism: Ilex paraguariensis (yerba mate)
Lineage: Eukaryota; Viridiplantae; Streptophyta; Magnoliopsida; Aquifoliales; Aquifoliaceae
Source: the annotation of a GenBank genome assembly
AUGGAGGAAUUCUCCUACCAUCCAAGUGGAUGCUCAUCCCACGCUGAUCACCAGAAACAAACCAAUACUCACAAAAUCAUCAAACAAGAUGUUUCUAGGGUGCUCGCAGUACUGCUUGCCUCUAUUGGAGCAGUCCUUUCUAUCAAAAACUUUGCGAAUUCAUUUAACAACAGUCACCAAAGAAUAGGUCUAGCACUUUAUGGUGCCAUAUGGGUGCAAGCCUUGGCUGGAUUUCGCAGGCCUAAGAUGUAA